AUGCGCGCUUUCACAACUCUGGCAGCUGUGGCUGGCGUCCUCGCCUCGGGCGCCUCCGCUGAGAACUAUCUCGGUUUCAACUCAGGAUCCACCAAGGCCGACCACUCGGCCAAGUUCAAGGCCGACUUCCUCCAGGAGUUCAAGACCGCUCAGAACCUCGAGAGCGCCCCAGGAACAUUCAACGCUGUGCGUUUGUACACCAACAUCCAGGCCUACUCCAAGGACGACCCCAUCUCGGCCUUCGAGGCCGCCGUGGAGACCAAGACCAAGAUCCUUCUCGGUGUCUGGACCUCGGGCACCGAUAGUAUCGCCAACGAGCUCAACGCCCUGAAGAAGGCCAUCGACAAGUAUGGCAAGUCUUUUACCGACCUGGUCAUCGGCAUGUCCAUCGGCAGCGAGGAUCUAUACCGCAUCUCCGAGACCGGUAUCAAGAACGAGGCGGGCGUCGGUGCUGGCCCUGACGUCCUGCUCAAGUUCAUCAGCGAUUACAAGAAGUCGGUUGCCGGGACUGCUCUCGCCAAGGUCCCCAUCGGUCACGUCGACACCUGGGAUGCCUACACCAACGCCACCAACAAGGCCGUAGUCGACGCUCUCGACUGGGUUGGUGUUGAUGAGUACCCCUACUAUGAGAGCGGUAAGGGCAACCACAUCAAGAACUCGGGCAAGCUUUUCGACCGCGCCUACGAUGCCGUUGCUGCCGCUGUUGGUGACAAGCCUAUCUGGAUUACCGAGACUGGUUGGCCCGCUUCCGGCCCUGACUGGGAUGAGGCCGAGGCCACCGUCGCCAACGCCAAGUAUUAUUGGCAGGAGAUCGGCUGCCGCAAGCUCUUCAACAAGGUCCCCACUUUCUGGUACAACCUCCGUGACUCCAACCCCGAUAACAAGAUGCAGUUCGCCAUCACCAAGGAUCUCUCCACCAAGCCUCUCUUUGACCUCACCUGCCCCACCACCUUUGACACCCCCACCGGUACUUCUGCUUCUACCGCUAGCGCCACCGGCUCCCAGACCAGCGUGAGCGCCCCCGGCAGCUCUGCCACUGGCGGUGCCGGCAGCACUGGUGGAAGCACUGACUCCGGCUCUUCCGGGACUGGCACCGACUCCGAGGCUUCCAACCAGGAUGAUGUCGUCGAGGGCAGUGCUUCCCUCGGCAAGGGCCUCUCGGCUGUCACCAUCGCCGGCCUGGCUCUCGUUGCCGGUGUCUUCGCUCUCUUCUAA
Messenger RNA from Podospora bellae-mahoneyi, 1215 nucleotides. RefSeq lists its product as uncharacterized. The transcript has a single exon. The record is from RefSeq and is a predicted model, not a curated record. Gene Ontology annotation, biological process: cell wall organization; carbohydrate metabolic process. The coding region runs from base 1 to 1215 and encodes 404 amino acids. Lineage: Eukaryota; Fungi; Ascomycota; Sordariomycetes; Sordariales; Podosporaceae. Gene Ontology annotation, molecular function: glucan endo-1,3-beta-D-glucosidase activity. Gene Ontology annotation, cellular component: extracellular region; fungal-type cell wall; cell surface.